ACGUCACAGUGAUGUCGUGCAGACAACUUCGACGUCAGGUGAGUGCACGCCACCCUGCCACUGCAGAGGCGCGUGACACUGCGGGGAGGCCCGGAGCGCGCCUGCUCGCUCCCGACACCUCGUCCCACUGCAGACUUCCCGGCCCGGACAGACAGAAUAGGAACCGAGCAAGCAGCGAUGGCCGAGUCCAAGCCGCUGUGGGGGUUCCCGCGUCUGCGCCGUGCCGCGACUUCCUUUCCAGGCAACUUGCACUUGGUCCUGGUGCUCCGCCCCUCCACCUUGUUAGGCUCCACCCCCAGCCCAUCCUCAAGCACUGACCUCGGCUUCCGCUUCAGCCAGGAUGACUUCCUGUUCAAGAUGCCGGUGGUGAUGCUGCGCUCGGUGGGCGACCUGCUGCGCUACAUCGACGACAACCACCUGACGUCAGAGUUGUGCAGCAACGUGGAGCGAUGUCGCAGUGACUGGAUCGUGCUGCGCUCGGCCAUCGAGACGUUUGCAGUGACAGUGAAGGAGGUCGCACAACUGCUGCAAGGUUUCGGCUCCGAGUUGUCUGAUGGUGAACUUCCUGACGAGGCCACCGCCAUCGACUUCCUGCUGCGCUCGCACAUGCAGCGAUACCGCCACAUGAAGGACGACAUUCGAGGGGUGCUGAAGGAAGGACGCCUCCUGAUGGACAACCUGGAGACACUCAAAGUGUCCAAGAGCGCCAGGGAGGAGCAGGAAGAGGAUGAGGAGGACAUCCAAGCAGACAUGGACACAGUUCAAAGGCUGUUGUCUCAGCUGCGAGACAUGGAGGAGGCCUUUGAUGGUUUCUUUGACAAGCACCACCUGAAGAUGCAGCAGUACCACCAGCUCAUUCUCUACGAGAGCAGCUUUCAGCAGAUGGAAGAGGAACUGGAGAAGAUCUCAGCUGAGGAGAAGGCCAUCUUGUCAGUGGGAAGUACGCUGAUGCAUACUGAACAGCUGCUCAAAGACCUCCACACCCUAGACCAACGUGCACAGGAAGCGAUGGCACGCGCUCAGGUGCUGCUGCUGCACGGCCACCAGCUGGCCGCCAACCAUCACUACGCCCUGGCGCUCAUCAUUCAGCGCUGCAAUGAGCUGCGACAUCACUGUGAUGUCAUCACCGGCGGCGUGCGCAGCAAGCGCGCAUCACUCACCCGCACGCGUGACCUGCUGCUCCGCCUGGACGAGGCGCUGCGCUGGUGCGAUGAGGGUGCGUACCUGUUGGCCAGUCAGAUGGUGGACAAGUUCCAGACCAGAGAAGGUGCUCAGGAGGCCUUGCACUACCUCAGCUGCCACCAGGAGAGGGCGCCACCUGUGCUGAAGAACAAGCAAGACCUCCUCAGUCUGGAGUUUGAGUCAGUCCUCACACCCCAGCUGCAGGAUCAGAUCUCCAUGGUGAUGGACAAGCUGACCUCCAUGCAGGCCAUGAUCCGAAACAGGGAGCAGUGUCUCAGGAAGCUGGCUGACGUGCGGGUCAGACCCAUCCAGCUGGUGGCACCAAGGCCCGAAGCCGACCUGACCCUUCAGCGCUGCAAGUCGCCCCUCUUCUCACCCAAACAUGGGAUGGACUUUAACCUCCUCAACUCCAAGUUCUCCUUUGACCUUCUUCCUGGAAAAAGAACGUCCAGGAGGAGCAGUAGCCAGCGCAAGAUUGAGGUGAUGCACGACUACCAAGGCAACCGCAGCUCUCUGUACGGCCCCGCCCCCGACACCGACUCAGAGGCGGAGGACAAUCCUGAACAAGCCACACGCCGAGUCAUGAAGGAACUGAUCCACACGGAGAAGAUCUACGUGGACGAGCUGCUCGCCGUCCUGCUGGGUUACCGAGCAGAGAUGGAGGAUCCGUCCAUGUCUCAUCUUCUUCCUUCGCUUCUUGUCAGUCAGAAGGACAUUCUGUUUGGCAACAUGCCAGAAAUUUACCAGUUUCACAGCAGAAUCUUCCUGCAAGAUCUCCAGCGUUGCCUGGACACACCAGAGAGGGUGGGGGAGUGCUUCCUCCGGCGGAAGGAAAAGUUCCAGGUGUAUGAACGCUACUGCCAGAACAAACCUCGCUCUGAAUCGCUUUGGAGACAGUGCUCUGACUCCGCCUUCUUCCAGGAGUGCCAGAAGAAGCUGGAGCACAAGCUGGCCUUGGACUCGUACCUCCUGAAACCGGUCCAGCGCCUCACCAAGUACCAGCUCCUCCUCAAGGAGCUUCUCAAGCACUGCACGCAGCUGCAGUACCGCACGCAACUGCAGGAGGCACUGGACUGCAUGCUGGACCUGCUCAAGUUCGUCAAUGACUCCAUGCACCACACCGCCAUCACCGGAUACCAGGGCGAUCUUGGCAGUCUGGGUCGCGUGCUGCUGCAGGGCGGCUUCAGCGUGUGGAUCAGCCACAAGAGGGCGGCGGUGCUGGCCCGGUUCAAGCCCAUGCAGAGACAUGUCUUCCUGUACGAGCGCGCUCUGCUCUUCUGCAAGCGGCGGGACGACGACGCGCACGAGCGCACGCCCGUCUACAGCUUCAAGUCCUGCCUCAGGAUGAGCUCCAUGAAAGUCACAGAGAAUGUCAAAGGAGACGCCAAAAAGUUUGAAAUGUGCGACACCCGAGGACACGAAGUCUACAUCCUACAGGCCCCCAGUGUGGAGGUGAAGGUCACCUGGCUUAGAGAGCUUCGAAAGAUCAUGAGUCAGCAGCAGAAAGAACAAGCUGCUUGUGUGUCAGAGCCCCACAUCUCUGACAGUGCGUCUGAGAUGUGUGUCUCAUGGGGCAGAGCCUCGUCGGGAGGCUGCUCAGCGUGUCUUCCUGUUACUCACAGCUCGUCGGCCAAAAGCCACGCCUACCCAAGCAGAUGGGAGGAGUCUGUGCACACAAGCCCCGCCCACUCUGACCCUGUGGUCCACUCGCCUCGACGCGGUUGGCCUGUCGCCGCCCACACGGUGGCCAUCUGUGACGGCCUGGAGGACUGGGGGGCCACGGAUCUGUCCAACCUGUCAGACUCUGAGGAGGAUGAGGACGAGGACGAGGAAGACCAGCCCACCCCACUGGUCGCAGGCCGGUACCGGGUCCUGGUGGCCAGCAGCAUGGCCAGCAGUGAUGACAUCAUCUUUAACUGCGGCGAUGUUAUCCAGCUGAUGCACGAGGAUACGUCGGGAAUGUGGCUGGUGAGGAACGUAAGCCGUGGCGAAGAGGGGCGUGUCCUGUCUGAGGACCUGCACAGGAUUCUGGGAGAGACGUGCUGAGAGCCGAUCAUAGCAGAGACAUCUUCACGCCAAAGCACAACAUCAGCGACGCCUCCGCCUUCAUUGUUGUCACCAUCAUCAUCGUCAUCACCAACAGGAAGUCUUCAUGUGCCAAAUUGUUAGGCUUCUGAAGGUUAGCAUAGCACGUUAGCUUUUUUUCCACUUGUGUUUGUAAGCUAAUAGUUAAAGGGGUCAGGGUGUGUUUGGAGUCGUGGACGACGCUUCACAAGUGCCUUAAACGUGACGGCCAGCAGGGGGCUGCGCCCCCCCACUGGCGUGAAAAGUUCUAGCCUUCAAGGCGGGAAUCCUCAAAUGUGACGUCUCUGACUUGAUGAUAUUGCCAGGAUUUAGACUCAUACCCCAGCCAGUGGCACAUCUUGGCACUUUGUAGUUCUUUUCAAUGCUUGCGCUACGAAUUUCACAAUAAAAGCACACAAUUGUUUGAAUAAAUGACUU
Dunckerocampus dactyliophorus (ringed pipefish) is the source of this 3684-nucleotide messenger RNA. It is a transcript of the gene mcf2b, whose product is annotated as proto-oncogene DBL. Gene Ontology annotation, biological process: dendrite development. Lineage: Eukaryota; Metazoa; Chordata; Actinopteri; Syngnathiformes; Syngnathidae. Gene Ontology annotation, cellular component: cytoplasm. The coding region runs from base 178 to 3228 and encodes 1016 amino acids. Gene Ontology annotation, molecular function: guanyl-nucleotide exchange factor activity. The transcript has 26 exons. The record is from RefSeq and is a predicted model, not a curated record.